GGUUUGGAUUUGUGAGAUAUUUAGAGGUGAAAGAUAGAAGGGAGCUGGAAAGAAGGUUAGAUCAGAUCUGGGUAGAAGGAAGAAAACUGUGGGUAAAUACUCCGAGAUAUGUAGAGGCAAAAAUGGAGGUGCGAGAUCAGAAAUCUUUUCAAGAUCUUGAACCGAAACCCCAAACCAGGAGCUAUGCUGAAGUGGUGAGGAGCCAUCAGGAGAAAGAUAAAGAGGAGAAGGGGAGUAAGCACUUCACGGUGAAUCUGUCGGAAGGGCAGAGAAGCGGUAGAAGCCAAGCGAAAAGUGAAGGGGGAGGCAAUGAUAACAGGAAAGUAUGGCAAGAAAAAGGCAAGAGUGCAAAUUGGGCUGGAUUUGAGUACAAUGUUAAUCCAGAAGAGUUCGCAUGGCUUGAAGGGUGUUAUGUAGGAACCGUUUACUCGGUGGAAAUGGUUCGAAAUUUGCAGGAAAAAUUUUAUAUGGAAGGCUACUUUGCAUGCCGAAUCCGUGCAAUGGGGGGAAAAUUGGUGCUACUUGACUGUGAUGACAAAAAUGAGUUGAAAGAAUUGGUGGAGUCAGCAACAGAGUGGUUAAGUCAAUGGUUCACAGAUGUGAAACCAUGGUCUCCGGAAAAGGUAGCGGAUGAACGCUCUUGGGGUAAAUUCAUCUGUUUGGAUGACAACACAAGCCAAAAAAGAAGAUUUGAUGUAGCUAGAUUCCUGCUCUCAACACCGAGUAUGAAAACAAUAUCAGUCUCGAGACAGAUUAAAAUAAAUGGGUCCAUGUACAAUGUUAAAUUCACGGAGGAGGAGUUCACCAACAGCUUCUUCUCCUUGAAGCAAGACUUCAUGCCAUCUUUUCAAAGUGAAUCUGAAAAUGAGGAAUCAUGGUCAUUAGAUAGUGAUAAGGAAGAUAGUGAUCUGGAAAAAAUUGCAGAGUGGGAGCAAGAGAAAAAAAGAGACGGUGAGCCGGAGGAGGAAGAUGAUGAGGUGGCAUACAGUACAGGGGAGAUUGAUGGAAGGUAUCUGACACAAGAUCUGCAAGUCAAGAAAGGGGAAAUCGAAGCUGUGGCAGAGAGCUCGGUGCGAAUUCAAAUUUCAAAUGAAAAUUUUUACGGUGCAGCGGAGGAAGGGGUGUUACAAAAUCAGGGGAAUUUGGAAAUUGUGAAAGGAAAGUUGGGCUUCAAUGAGAAACUUAGGAAGAGGUUGAAUUGCAAGCCCAAAUCACAAGGCAGCAGCCCAAGUGAUGUGGGGUCAAUAAAAGAAGGAUUGGGCCAAGGACUAAGGGGAGUAGGCCCAUCUAUGGGUAAAAUAAUUGAGCUGAAUAAAGACAAGGGGAUAAAGGCGGUGAUUAAUGAAAGUGAGAAAGGGAAAGCUGUCCAGAGGGAGCUCGACGGUGAUGAGGGGAAGAGACAGAGGUCAAAGCAGAAGGGGUCGAGGGGGGACAAGGCGACGUCUUCUGUGGAGGAAGUGAGGGAGUCGAUCUUGUGGGAUCAGGAGGGUGAAGAAGAGCAGGAGCAGAUCUCGAAGAAGAUGGGAUCGAGUGGGGCAAAGGCGUCAACCGCUGAAGAGGAAGGAAGUGACCUGAUCCAGUGGGAUCACGAGGAUGAGGCGGUGCAGACGCAGAUCUUGAAGCAGAAGGGGCCGGUAGCACAUCUGCAAAAGAGGAAGAAGAAAGUUAAGCUUUGUACUGCUGUCUACCGAAAGGAGGGGUCUGCCGGUGUUCAACGGAGAAAGAAGAACUUAGGAGGAGGUGCAAAACAAACCCGGGAAACAAAGAAAGGGAGAUUAGUGCCGGAGUUUUUGGCUAGCCCGAAUGGUGAGAUAGCAGGGGAAUCCAUCAGUGAUAGUGGCAUAGAAAACUGCAACAGGGCUUGGAAGGAAAAAAUGCACAGCCAUCUUGCCAAGGAAAUUUGGGAGCUAGCUAAACAAUUGGGCGCAACAACAGAAACGGAUGAGGCGAUGGUGCAAAAGAUUGAAGAGAUGGAGAGAAGAGACAGACAGCAAAAAGAAAAAAUGGUCAAUCGGGAAGCCGAGGAAGCAAAGAAGGAAACCAAAUUGGAAGUUGUAGAUAGGAGAUUAUGCAGGAGAGUGUGGGGUAGUGAUAAUUUUGAUUGGAUUUUUAAACCUUCAGAGGGCUUAUCUGGAGGAUUGCUAUGUAUUUGGGAAUCAACGGUGUUUAAAAUGAAGGAGGUGUUUGAGGGACGUUCGUUUGUGGGUGUUUUUGGGGCAUGGGGAGAAGAGCGGAUACCGGUGCAUUUCGUUAACAUUUAUUCUCCAUGCACUCUGGCGGGCAAAAGAGAGUUGUGGGAGGAGCUGGGUAACUUAAUUAACAGAAGGAAGGGUAGGUGGUGUGUAGGAGGCGAUUUUAAUGCUGUUACGAGGGUAGAGGAGAGGGCGGGGUGCAAAGACCCAACCAUAGAGAUGAACGAUUUUAACAGCUUCAUUCAUGAUGCGGGGUUGAUUGAUUUACCAUUGAUAGGCAGGAAGUAUACCUGGUACAGCUCCAAUGGUCGACAGAUGAGUAGAAUUGACAGAUUCCUAAUCUUUGUUGAUUGGCUUGAGAAGUGGGGUGAUGUGAAACAGUGGGGUUUGGGCAGAUCAGUGUCAGAUCAUUGUCCGCUGGUUCUGAAGAAUGAAAAAGUAGACUGGGGACCAAAGCCGUUUAAAUUCUUCGAUGCGUGGCUGGAGCAACCUGAUUGCAAGGAGCUGAUAAGAAAGACAUGGAAUUCUGCAGCGGAAGAGGGGAGAAAGGGAUUCAGACUAAAGGAGAAAUUAAAAGGAACAAAAAAAGCCUUGAAGGAGUGGAGUGGCAGUCAUAUGUCGGAAUUAGAUAGUAAGAUUAAGGAAGCGGAAAAGAUGAUAGCUUCCUUGGAUGAGAAAGGAGAAUCUGUUCAGCUAUCGGAAGAAGAAAACAUCAGGAGGAAAGGAUGCUUCCUAGAUCUGUGGAAGAACUUGAGAAUCAAGGAGAGAAUGUGGCAGCAGAAAUCAAGGAAGAUGUGGCUAAGAGAUGGGGAUGCCAACACAAAGUUUUACCACAAUUGUGUGAAGGGCAGAUGGAGAAGAAAUGAGCUAAACAGCAUCCAGGUUAAUGGGAAACAGCUGAGGGAGGUGGGUGAAUUAAAAGAAGGAGUAGCAAAGUAUUUUCAAGAUCUAUUCACAGAAUAUGACAGGCGGAGACCAAAGCUGGAUGGCAUUAACUUCAAACAACUAUCCCAUGAAGACAAUGAAACCCUCAUGGCUGAGUUUACAGAGGUAGAAGUUAAAAAUGCAGUGUGGGAUUGCGAGCCAACAAAAUCCCCGGGGCCUGACGGGUUUAACUUCAAAUUUAUAAAGGCUAUGUGGGAGGACAUAAAGGAAGAUAUUAUGGGCUAUAUUCAAGAAUUUCAUGAGCGAGGCAAGAUGGAAAAAGGAGCAAAUGCGUCGUUCAUAGUCUUAAUCCCGAAGGUUGAAAACCCCCAACGAAUUGAAGAUUAUAGGCCAAUUUCGCUCAUUGGAGUCAUGUACAAGAUCCUGGCGAAGUUGUUAGCUAACCGUCUGAGGAAAGUACUGGAUAAGAUUAUCGGGGAGCAACAAAUGGCAUUCAUUAAGGGCAGACAGCUGCUGGAUGGGGUGAUCAUUGCUAACGAGGUGAUCGAGGAGGUAAAGAGAAAGAAGAAAAGCAGCUUUAUAUUCAAGGUGGACUUCGAAAAAGCUUAUGACAAGGUAAGCUGGGACUUUAUUGAUUAUAUGCUGAUGAGAAUGGGGUUUGCUGCCAAAUGGAGAAAAUGGAUGAAGGAAUGUCUACAAUCGAGCACAGUAUCAAUCCUCAUUAAUGGAAGUCCAACAAGGCAAUUCUCGGUUAGUAAAGGGAUAAGGCAAGGUGAUCCACUUUCUCCCUUCUUGUUCUUAAUAGUAGCGGAGGGUUUGAAUGGCUUAAUGGCAUCUGCGGUGGAUAAGAAUCUUUUCAAGGGGGCGAGGAUUGGAAACGUUGAUGUGACGGUAUCCCACCUUCAGUUUGCAGACGAUACAAUAUUUUUUGGCGAAGCUUCAAAGGAGAACAUCCAGGUUAUCAAAUGCGUGCUGAGAACCUUUGAGUUAGCUUCGGGCCUCAAGAUUAACUAUGGUAAAAGCCAGCUAAUGGGGAUCGGGUCGCGGUUCUGCGCGGAGGAAACGAUCCCCUCCUCUAGGACCAAUCUCUCCGAUUUCCUGCCAUCUAUGCCGCCGCCAGAGUCUACUCCUCACCUUUCUAAUCGAGAAUCGUGGAGCCUUUUCAAAUACAGUAAUCUUGAAGAUGACGACUACGCGAUUUCUGGGCAGUCUUUUUUGUUUCCCGUUUCAUUAUUGGCUAUCGAUCGCAAAUUUUUAACGUGAAAUUGAUACUUCUGCACAAAAUUAGAUAUAUUCAAUAUUGGUUUUGCAUAGUUCGUAAAGUAGGCUAAUGUUAGGGUUUUGUUGUAAUUUUAAAGCCUUAGUGGUUGAUUUGGAUGGACAUUUUCAGUCUCUCUUUCUUUGGUUAGUGAAAUGGAAUUUUAUUGCAAUUUAAAUUCUGAGAGUGGGUUGAUUAUGAUACGUUAGUUAUUUUGAGAUUAUGGUAUGUGAUUAGUUCAAUAUUUUAUUAACGAACUAGACAAUGGGAGGUAUUUAAUAAAGAGAUAUGUAGAGA
Rubroshorea leprosula is the source of this 4632-nucleotide messenger RNA. The record is from the annotation of a GenBank genome assembly. NCBI's taxonomy places the organism in Eukaryota, Viridiplantae, Streptophyta, Magnoliopsida, Malvales, Dipterocarpaceae.